CCAACUUCUAAGACUGUUUUAAGAUAAGACCAUUCUUAGAACUCCUACUCAGUGGUUUGAUUUGAUUUUAGUUUUAGAUAUUAAAAGUCUGAAAAAAUGUAACUGGUUAGUUUGUAAGAAGUUAUGGGCCAGACUGAAGUAUUUUUUUGGUAACACAGUGGUGAUAGAUAAUUCUUGGAAUUAUUUUGUGAAAGUUAAAGAAUGACUCUAUGCAAUUUUAAAACAUUGGGAUCAAAGCAGAACUUUGCAACAUACAAUGAAAAUAUACUGUUUGCCUUCAAUUGGAAAAUUGUGCAUAUAUAAGCGAAUAAAGUGGUUCUCAUCAAAUUUAUGACCAAAAUUUGCAACCAAUUGUUGAUUAUUGUUGUGCAAUUUGCAGAAUUUGCAUUAACCGUGGAAGUAAGUGAAGAAUAUUUUAAAUAAAUAUCUUCAAAAUUGUGUCAAGUUAUUUUAUUAAUUGCAACAAUCUGUCAAGCUUGCAACAAAUAACGUAAACAUUGUGAAAAUAUGGAGGGUUAUAUCUAAUCUGUGAUAUUUAUUCUAGUGGCCAUCAACGAACUUAGCACUUUUGAAGUGAAUUAAAUUUUAUGUGUGUUAAAUACAAUGCAGUGAUGGAAAAUUAUUUUAGUUCUGGAGAAUUAAUGGUUUUGUUGUGAAUUUAAAGCAGCGAAGAACGCAAUUGCAUAAUUAUUUUUUUGUGAGUAAUAAUACCCAGGUGUGUAAUUGUGAUUCUUCUUUGGAACAUUCCUGAAAAUGUGUGACCUAAAUUCCAUUUGGAAAAUGUAAUCCAGUUGACCAAGAAAAGCUGAUGAACUCAUAAGAAGAUGUAGAUGGUGUAACAUCGUAAUUCUACUGGAUACAUGGUUCUCUUCUAUAGACCUGAUCUUCAUUACUCACUCCCUAAAUCUCUCACUCAUAGAGAUAGGAAUGUCUGACAUGUGCACUCACUUCUUCAGAAGCCACUAGCAACUAAAUACUAUUUAUAGUAUAUUACACCCGUAUCCAAUUACAUACUUGUUUUCAUUCUUAUUCACAAUCAUCCAGUACUGAAAUGACACAUGUUCAUUUGCCAUUUUAGUGGUGUCUGGUAGAUGUAAACCAAAAGGUGAAAAAGGCCUUACAACCAAUCAGAAACGAAUUCAAUGGCACAAAAUACUUGAUUGUCCAGUGCCUUAUUUGUUUAUCCAUUUGGCUUAUCUUCCAGCAUUGUUAUGCCUUUGUUUUUCUGACUGUUGUGACCAGGACUUUAAUAUUUGAUUCCUCAACCCUCAAUUAAAGGGAAGAUUUUAUAUAUCAAGACUUUAUUAUCAAGUGCCAUUUUACAUGUCAGUAUUAGUGCAUCUGCAUAUAUGGGACUGGAUGUUAGUGUCUUCUUUAAAAGAUAUAUUUAGAGUAGAUAGUUCACUGAAGGUGUUCUGACAAAGCCUAGACCUGCUUAGGGACUGGAUAACUACUGCUACUUAAAGAAAUUUAAGAAGCUAAUUGAAUGAGGUGCUAGAUGUUAUUGUCUGGAUAAUCUAGACAAAAAAUGGAAAAGUGAUUUAUUGGGACACAAAAUGACUUGUUAAUCUUAUCUACCACAUGUGGGGCACUGAACCUGGAACAACUUGAUAACCUGAUCUAGUUUACUUUAACAUUAAAAGCAGAUGUGGCACUAUACUUUUAAUGUACUGGUUGUUCACAUCUAUGAUAUGUUUAUGUCAAUUUAAAUAGUGAAUUGUGCAGUGAACCCUGGUAGAUCUAGUCUACAUUGGAUAUUUGGCCCCAGUCACUGGUCAUUCAUAUCUACCUAGAGUAUUUUUGGCGAAUGUAGCUUAUAUUGUGUGUCAGAUGAACUGGUAGUUCUUAUCUACAUCUUGGAGAUAUUUUGGGUAUCUGAAGUUACAUGGGAUGCUAAAGCUGUGCCAGGUUUAAGAUAGUCUAGCUAGCCUGAUUUCGCAAGAGUCUGGAUAAUAUAAUCUACGGUUCCUCCAUCUGUGGCAGUAGUUAUUGCUAUGAAAUUGGAGUGUAUAGAACAAGGUAGAGCAGGGACUAGGCAAUGGGGCAACAUGCCGACUUAUCUAAAUCGACGCCGUGGUAGUAAGGACAGGAAAAACAGUGGAGAAAGAGCGCCCUCUGUGGAAGAUGAUAUUGACGGCCAUCUUAUAUAUCGUCAAGGAGAUAUUCUACAAGCACGAUAUGAAAUAGUCGGUACUUUAGGAGAAGGAACUUUUGGAAAAGUUGCAGAAUGCAAGGAUCUACAGAAUACUGGCGAUCGCCUUGCGUUAAAAAUUAUAAAAAAUGUGGAAAAAUACAGAGAAGCUGCCAAGCUAGAAAUAAAUGUUUUAGAAAAGUUAAAAGAAAAAGACCCUGAAAAUAAAUAUUUAUGUGUAAAAAUGUUUGACUGGUUUGAUUAUCAUGGUCACAUGUGUAUUGUGUUUGAAAUGUUGGGUCUCAGUGUAUUUGACUUUUUGAAAGAAAACCACUAUAUUCCAUAUAGCUUAGAUCAAGUACGACAUAUAGCCUAUCAACUUUGUUAUUCUGUUAACUUUUUACAUGAAAACCAGAUAACCCAUACUGAUCUUAAACCAGAAAAUGUAUUAUUUGUUAAUUCAGAUUGUACAUCCGUUUAUAAUUCUAAAAAAAGGAGAGAUGAAAAAACAAUAAAAAACACUGAAAUACGUUUGAUUGAUUUUGGUUCUGCCACAUUUGAUCACGAACAUCAUAGUACUAUUGUCUCAACUCGACAUUAUCGAGCUCCAGAAGUCAUUUUAGAAUUAGGGUGGGCCCAACCAUGUGAUGUAUGGAGUAUAGGAACUAUAAUGUUUGAACUAUAUACAGGAUUCACAUUAUUCCAGACACAUGAUAAUAAAGAACAUUUAGCCAUGAUGGAGAGAAUAUUAGGAUCUAUACCAUACAGAUUAGCAAAAAAAUCCAAAACCAAUUUUUUCUGGCAUGGUCGGUUGGAUUGGGACCCUACCACGUCUGCCGGACGAUAUGUCCGUGAAAACUGUAAACCGCUCUACCACGGACUAUUAGACAAGGGAAAAGAACAUUUAGAAUUAUUUGAUUUGAUUGAAAAAAUGAUAGACUAUAUGCCAGAAAACCGUCCUACAUUACGCGAAGUCUUACGCCAUAAAUUUUUCAAACUUUACCAUUGGGAGGAUUCUCCUGAUACUUCAGCACCUGCUGCAAGUGAUGGAUGUCUUGCGCUGGACAGUAUAUCAGCUUCCAGUAGCACUAAGACAUCACCUACUAAUCGUUUUUCAGGAGAGUUUAAUUUAGCAGUAGGUAGUGAUUUAACGGGUAGUCCAUUAAAUUUACAAAAUCCAGAACAUUUUGUGAAAAGCCAGAGCCCUCAUAGAAACUUUAAUGAUCCAUCUUCAAGUAGUGGUGCUACAGCACAGGUAGACAGUCAUGAGACUCCUUCCAAAGACUCCAAUGUCAGUAAUAGCAUGAAAAGUACAUGCAACAUUGAAAUGAAGGAUAAAAGAAAGAGUCUUACAAAUUUAGAAUUGUCAGGUGAUAAUGAACUCAAUAUAGAUUUUAAUAUUAUUCCUCCAACUCCUGUGACCCCAGUUAAUAAUUUGGAACAAGAUUUAACAAUAAGCUCCACAAUAAAUAAUGAUGGAGACAAUUCCUCAAAAACUGCUGAGGUGUUACAUGGCCAAGAUAUAGAUAUUGAUAAAAUUCUAGGAGUAGCUGAAGAAGACAUUUUUGUCGACUUUACACAGAGACGACUUUCUUUAACUCAAAAUGGACUCAAUGGUAUUCAGAAGGACAAUGAAGAAGAAGGAACAAGCGUGGACCAAUCAAAUUUGGGUGUUGUGCUGGAGACAGUGCCAGAAUCGGGCACAACACCAGAAGUAGAAGUAUUUCUGGAGGCAGAUGCAGAAUCAUUGACGGUACCCGAAUCAAACGAAGUGCCCAAAGUUGAAGUAGCUGCAGAACCGGAUGUUGCACCAGAAUCUGAUUUGGUACCAGUGGUGGAUGUUGUUGCUGAAGUUAAUGUAGUACCAGAAAAUUCACCAGAGGUUGUGCAGAAUACUGAUGAACAUGCAGAAGAUGUUAAUCGAGAUAUUCAGUUUUCAGUUGUGGUUGAUCUGAAUCCACCUGAUCAGACCAAAGUUGAAUCGGUAAAGGAACAGCCUAAACCUACAGAUAAAACUGAAGAUUUAGAACAAUCUUCAAAUAAAGUGCCCCAAAUAAUUGAGGAAGUGGCAAAGACAAAAGAAAAUCCAAAAGAACUGGAAAAUCCAAAUGAAAUAACAUCCUCAAAAGAAAUAACAAAUUCAAAAGAAAAUGAUCAUGGAUCAGAUGAAGUGACAAAGGAUGAAGUUAAAGCUAAUCCUGGUAAUACAGUAGAGAUCAAGCUAAAUAAAGCUGAGCAACCUCCUAAAGUUGUGACUAACAGUUUGCCUGUUAUUAAUUUAGCCACUAAAGCCAUGCAGGAACAGGGUGUUGUGCAAGCUUCGAAACCUGUUGAAUCUAACACUAUACAAUGUCCCGCUCCCCCUCCCAUUGGUCAAAAUUCUCCACGACCUCGCGUAAGACGGCGGCAGCGUAGGCGGUGUUCUGACAAAGCCUGUCAAACAUUCAUAACUUUUCCCAAUCAUGAUGCCGAAAAUGAAAUUGUUCAAGCAGCUUUUCAAAAAUAUGCAGCCAAAUUACUGGCAUCUAAGAAAGGGGAUGACGAAAGUGAUGAUGAAACCCUCCAAUUCUAUGACAGUAGCGAAACAAGCGUUACAUAAAAGAACCUGACAACCACGAUCAUACUCAACUAUUUGAUGUUAUCUCGAAAAUGUUAGAAUAUGACCCAAAGAGUCGCAUCACGCUGAAGCAGAUCUUCCGUCAUCCGUUUUUUCUUCGUCUGUAUGAAGAAGA
Messenger RNA from Patella vulgata (common limpet), 4863 nucleotides. Its product is annotated as probable serine/threonine-protein kinase dyrk1. Gene Ontology annotation, molecular function: protein kinase activity; ATP binding. Lineage: Eukaryota; Metazoa; Mollusca; Gastropoda; Patellidae. Gene Ontology annotation, cellular component: nucleus. The transcript has 13 exons. The record is from RefSeq and is a predicted model, not a curated record. Gene Ontology annotation, biological process: protein phosphorylation. The coding region runs from base 1995 to 4730 and encodes 911 amino acids.